AUUGCUGUAUCUGCUGCUGCUACUGCUACUGCUGCCACUGCUGCUGCCGUUCCGUUCCGUACCGUUCCCGUCGCAUAGUAGGCAGCUCAGUUACAAGACCAUUAUUUGACGUAUUUUUUGCCCGCUCGGUUGGCCGUUUGGUUGGUCGCUCGGUACCUCGGUUGGCUGAUCGGUUUGCUCGGCUAUAUCAAUAGCACGCCCAGUCACAAUCCCGGCCCCAGCCCCAGCCUCAACCUCAGCCUCAGCCCCCUUCCGUUGGAGGCUUGGAUACAAAGUGGAUUUGGAAGAGCAUUUCUGCAGUCUCAUCGAAUCGGACUCGCACUCGUACUCGCACUCGCACUCGUUAACCGGGACCGGGUAUCGCAUUCAUGAGCUGGCUCAUUGGCAUUCAUUUGGAUUCGCACGCCGACACCGCCAGUAGUGCGUCCAACGCGGUGGUCACCUCCUUAUCCACAUCCUCCAGUCGAUCGCUGUCCUCCCACGCGCGAGUGAUCCAACCACUUAAAUGUUUCCAAAUCCAAAUCCAAAACCUCUCCUGAAGUGCUAACACAUUUAAGUGUACAUACACCCGUGGAUAUAGACGACGACUUCCCCCCGUGUUCAGUGCUCGAAAGUUCAGUGAAGUUUACAAGUGAAGAUAAUCCAGCAACACCCUAGGACUCGCACUAAGGACUCGACUCUCUGGCAAUCUGGUAAUCUGGUCAAGUUGGUGUUGGUGGCAAGCAAGAUUGCUUCGUUUCGGUGCAGAAUAGUAUGCGAAUUCGUUCACAGUGGAUUCAACGAAUAAAAUGGCCGUUGGACCGACGGAGGGCAAACAGCCGCCUCCAGAGAGCUUCUCGCCCACACACCACCAGAUUAUAGCGCCCAGUCCGAUACUGGCGGUGCCCACACUCGCCUUCUCCGCCGCCCAGGUGGAGAUCGUCUGCAAGACCCUGGAGGACUCGGGCGACAUCGAGCGGCUGGCCCGGUUCCUCUGGAGUCUGCCCGUCGCCCUGCCAAACAUGCACGAGAUACUCAACUGCGAGGCGGUGCUCCGGGCCCGGGCAGUGGUCGCCUAUCAUGUUGGUAACUUCAGGGAACUUUAUGCAAUAAUAGAGAAUCAUAAAUUUACUAAGGCAUCCUAUGGCAAGCUGCAGGCCAUGUGGCUGGAGGCCCACUACAUCGAGGCCGAGAAGUUGCGCGGUCGCUCCCUAGGCCCCGUUGACAAGUAUCGAGUGCGCAAAAAGUUUCCCCUUCCACCGACCAUCUGGGAUGGCGAACAGAAGACGCACUGCUUCAAGGAGCGCACGAGGAGCCUACUGCGCGAAUGGUACCUACAGGAUCCCUAUCCGAACCCCACCAAGAAGCGGGAGCUGGCCAAGGCCACCGGCCUCAAUCCCACGCAAGUGGGCAACUGGUUCAAGAAUCGCCGUCAACGGGAUCGGGCUGCUGCUGCCAAGAAUCGCCUCCAGCACAACCAGAACUCGGGCAUGGGCUGCCGCAGCCGGCGUGCAGAUGGGGCUGCCUCACCCACGCCUUCGGACAGCUCCGACUCGGACAUCUCGCUGGGCACCCACUCGCCCGUGCCCAGCAGCCUGCAGCUGCAACACAGCCCCGGGAGCACUUCGAAUGGAGCCAACGACCGCGAUGAGAGCCUCAGCGUGGAUGACGACAAGCCGCGGGAUCUGAGCAGCUCCCUUCCUCUGGCCUCGCCCGGCCUGACCCCUCCCCAGCUGCCCCACAGCGGAGUGGUGUUCGGUGGAGCGGGUGCUGGUGGGGGUGUUCCUCCGCUGCCCGGACCGGGCUGUCUGCCGCCCUUCAAGCUGGAUGCGGCCACCAGUCUAUUCAGUGCCGGCUGCUACCUGCAAAGCUUUAGCAACCUGAAGGAAAUUUCGCAGCAGUUCCCCAUCCAGCCCAUUGUCCUGCGGCCGCAUCCGCAGCUGCCACAGCUGCCCCAGCCGCUGGCCUUGAACGGAGGCUCCGGCGGGGCACCGCCUCUGCAUCAUCCCGGCUAUGCGGCCUAUGUGGAGUGCGUGCCCAGCCACGCCCAGCAGCACCCACCGCCACCCAAGCUGCGAAUCAACUCCCCAGAGAAGCUCAACUCGACGGCGGUGGCAGCGGCCGCUGCAGGAGCGGGAUCAGGAGGCGGUGGAGCUAAUCCCGGUGCUGUGAACCAUCAUCACCACGAGGCGACCACCACUGGCUACCACCACAGCGGGCAAUUGCUACUGCACAGGCCGUUCUCAACGUCGCCCGAGCUGAAGCACAGUGCUCCAGAGAUCACAUGAUAUCAGCGGGUCUGAGGUGUCGCCCCAUCCGCAUCCGCAUCCCCAUCCCCAUACCUGUCCCCCCGAAGCACUAAGGCCCAGCUAUUCAAAUUGUUUCAAUUCUAAUUCUAAGUUAAAUCUAGUUAAGCGCAUCAUUGGAGCGAGUUCCAGUUCGAGCAAUAACUGAAUCAAGCAAAAUCGACUUUAGCCAGAUCUUUGAUCCGGAAAUCCUACCCUAUAUCGUACCCUAUCCUACCUACCUACCAUAUAUCCAGCAAGUUCCAGUACUCGUACCACAGCACUCGUACCGUAAGCGUCGCACACUCUUCAAAGCCAUUUAAGCCAGUUGGAAAGCGAGUUACAGAUAGGCAUAGUGCAGGAACCAGAGCGAUAUUAUAGAGGAAGAGAGACAGAGAGAAAGAGGCCCUGCCACUUGCGCACUCGGGCAGCUGAAUGUGAACUUGAAUUCGAAACGUUUUCAUUCAAAUUUUUGUGUGUGUACGUAAUUGUAAAUAGAGUUUAAGUAUGCAAAUCAUAGAGCUUACGUAUACAUUUAGAUUGCAAUAAAAACCGAAUGAACAGUUAAGAAUUUAAAUCAUUA
Drosophila miranda is the source of this 2847-nucleotide messenger RNA. Its product is annotated as protein Optix-like. Lineage: Eukaryota; Metazoa; Arthropoda; Insecta; Diptera; Drosophilidae. The transcript is spliced from 4 exons. Gene Ontology annotation, molecular function: DNA-binding transcription factor activity, RNA polymerase II-specific; RNA polymerase II cis-regulatory region sequence-specific DNA binding. Gene Ontology annotation, cellular component: nucleus; transcription regulator complex. Gene Ontology annotation, biological process: regulation of transcription by RNA polymerase II. The record is from RefSeq and is a predicted model, not a curated record. The coding region runs from base 789 to 2267 and encodes 492 amino acids.